Molecule: messenger RNA, 570 nt
Organism: Cornus florida
Lineage: Eukaryota; Viridiplantae; Streptophyta; Magnoliopsida; Cornales; Cornaceae
Exons: 1
Coding region: 1-570 (189 amino acids)
Molecular function (GO): zinc ion binding
Source: RefSeq, a predicted model, not a curated record
AUGGGUGAAAGAAGAGAGGGUUUUUUCAAUCACAAGGCUGAUGGAUACACACAUGCAAAGACUCAGCAAAUUUUUAUACCAAAAGAGUUUGGACGUUCAGAAGUGGACUAUCCGGUUGGGGAUCGUAUUGAGGAGAAAAUAAAAAAAGAGCAAGAGUUAGCUCUUGGUUUUCAGUCGAUGCGUGUUUCGCCUACUGAGUGUACAAUAUAUGAUCGAGACAGAAAACCAUUCAGGGUGGUAUUUGGCAGUGAAAAUUCUUGUAGUUGUUUGAAGUGGACCAUGAGUGGGAUUCCUUGUUCGCAUGCAUGCUAUGCCAUCCAUGAAUUAUCUUUAAAUAUUUAUGAGAUGGUUGAUCCAUGGUUUAGGGUUGAAACACAACAAAAACUAUGUGAACAUCUCAUGUCUUCUGUCCCCAUGCAUGAUAUGCCGAAUGCAGCUGCUGUUGCUGCUGCUGACGGUGAAGGUGCUUCCCAUCUUAGGCCUCCUGCGGUAACACGUCCCCCUGGACGACCUCGUAUUAAACGAAUCGAAUCACAAUUUCAAAAUGUAAGGUCGUUACACUGUUCGUGA